GGAAAAAUGGACUAUGUGAAGAAGCACCUUCGUAGUAGCACCUAUAAAAAGAGGAAGGAUCAUGAAGAUUCUACACAGAAAAAUAGACCAAAGGAUUCAAAAAGACCACAAACGAAAUCAAGCAAAAGUAAUGAAAAAGACCUGCUUAAGACAGAACGAGGCCAGAGAAGAGUGAAGCGAGAGAGCAGCAAGUCCCGUUUAACCAGUAAGAACUCGAGGACUUCACGGAACAAGACUAAUGUGAAGCCAAGAGUCAAGAACAAAGAUAUUGUUAAAGAGAGAAAGAACAAACUCCAAUCCAAAAACAAAAGAAAACAAAAAUCUCCUAAAAGAGAGAACGCGACCCAGAAUAAAUUUCUGAAGUUAGAAUUUGAUCUGAAUACUUACUCUAAGAGGCUUGCCGAAGAACUUGAAAUUGGGAUCACUCUAAACAAUCCAGUAAAAACUUUAUCAGAUUAUGAAGUGGACAAGGCCUUGAUAGAGCUAAUGAAAGGAGUUACCAUAAAUCCUUCUGUAGCAUCUAAUAUGGUAAUAAACCCUCUUAUUACUCUAUGAAAGAACCUGAUAACCCAAAAUACUGGUCCUCAAGAGCAAGUUUGGGAUGCUUGUAGGGAAUACUUGAGGACCAAACUCGAAAGUUUUGAAGAAAUGAAGUUUGACUCAACUCCUAUCAAGAAGCCAUUCCUUCCUCCAAAAGAAAUACUUCAAAAGCUGGAUGAAGACUGUCCUCUUAAAUACUGAGUAGAGAGGGAGUUUUAUGGCGCUAAAAAGACUGAUCUCAGGGCUCUCAAGCUUCCUAGACUCAACAAAUAUUAUGAAGAUGAUUAUUACUGUAAUGAGAUCAUCUUCGACCAAGAAAAAGGCUCUCUUAACUCUCUUUAUGAAGAGCAAAGAGUAAAUUAUGGAGGAAUAAUCCAAUGUUUGGUUUCGGUCUGAAAAACUAUUCAAAGCUCUAUUAAGUCUCAAAGAUUAAUGACUUCAAAGAUCAAUAAUGAGAAGGAAAAAUUGCAAGAUCUUGACAAGAAAAGACUUCGAAUUAAGAACAAAAUAGAUCAAAUUAGGUCAUCCACCUCAAACAAGUUUAACUUUAUUCCGAAUGAAAGAGUAAAGAAUCUUGCAUCUUUCGUUGAUCAGAUUAAGGAUGCAGACCUUCUAGAUCUAUGUUAUAUCUCUGAGAUCAUCGAAGAGGAAAAGAAGAAUAAACAAGAGCUGAGCAAGCAGCAUGCACCCCUGAAAAAGUUCAUGAACAAGCCUGAACAAGAAGGUUUCCAGGCUAAGCCAGACUAUUCCGUGAGUAUGACCCUAGCAGAUCACUUCCAGAAGGAGAGCAAAAUCCCUAGCACUUUCAAUAUCCUUAAAGAUCGUCAGAAGUAUAUUCAAAAUUUAAAGAGACAGAAGGAACUAGAUCUGCCUCCAAAACGCGAGCAGAGGAACAAAGUAAAGAUUUAUAUAGUAGACCACGACAUUGGAAAAAUGUAUAAGAAUGUUCCUCAUAUUCCAAUCAAAAAUCCCAGGAAUCCUAUGAAAGUAUAUGACCACAUUAAUUACUCUGACGAUGAUGAUAUCUCAAUCGCAGAAAUCCACGAUCUCUCUAAUAGAGACAAGCACAGAGAUGACGAUGAUUCUGAAGAAGUCAAAAAUGCCAAAACUCCUAAAAGGAUUAGAGAGUAUAAUCAAAUGAUUUACGAAAAGCUCCAAAAGGGCCCAACUAUUGUCAUUAAUAAAGAGGGAUCUUCAGAAAUGGGGGAUACAGGAAAAGCAAUCCUUAUCUCACAGAAUCCUACUAUUGAUAUCAUAAACCCGAAAGGGCUUGACCAGCUCAGACCUCAUUUCUUAAAGAACUUGAAGCGUAUCGCAGCAAUUCUUCAUGGCUCAUAUGCAACAGAUAAAGAGAUUGUGGAUUUGCUCUGAUCUAAGUGCAUUCUUUCGGAAGAAGAACUCCUUCCAGACCUCUGGAGCAUCUGCAAUAGAGAGAAAAGAUUAGGAGAUGAUAAGAAGAGAUUCUAUGUUAAUGAUAAAAUCCUUAGACAUCUUGGAAUCUCCCAUGAUAGAGGAAUAUUGCUCGCUAGAGAUAAAAACAAGACAACUCCUGAUAAAGACAAAGCAGAUAGUUAUAAAUUCUGGGUUGAGAGUAAGCCAGGAGCAAAGACAGUGAAAAAGCCAGUGGUGAAGUUAGGCCAAGGGAAUCCCAAAACUCCAAUAAAGGCCUCAAAUGACUCUAAAAUCCCAAAGACAGUUAGGAAGCAAGAGGUUAUGCAAACACCAGUCUUUAACGAGGAAGUAUCAGAUGGGACAGAAUAUGAAGUUGUCUAA
Messenger RNA from Moneuplotes crassus, 2313 nucleotides. NCBI's taxonomy places the organism in Eukaryota, Ciliophora, Spirotrichea, Euplotida, Euplotidae. The record is from the annotation of a GenBank genome assembly.